Molecule: messenger RNA, 546 nt
Organism: Gryllus bimaculatus (two-spotted cricket)
Lineage: Eukaryota; Metazoa; Arthropoda; Insecta; Orthoptera; Gryllidae
Source: the annotation of a GenBank genome assembly
AUGGGAAGUCGAAGUUGCCCUCCGGGAGAGGUACCGGCGGCACAUGGCACCGCUCGAGCCCUUCGGCCCGAGAGCCAGCGCCCUGCGCCACCUGGCGUAGAAGGAAGCAAACUGUGCAGUAUUGGUGACACUUUGUUCAUUUGUACUCGGUACUUGGCGCGACAGCCUAUGAACGGGCUCAGGCCUACCGGCGACGUCCCUGCCUCGCGGCCUAGGGUUAAGGGACGUUUCCUUGUAAAGCUAGAUCUCCACUCCGGGGCGCAGCCGCCGCUGCCGUCGUCCCUAUCUCCGCUCCACUUCAACAGCUCCGCCGCAAGCGCCAUCACCUCCACCGCCGCCCCCGCAGAGGAAGUAACGGAGAAACCGCCGUCCGCCGCCGCCACCGCCGCCGCUGCCGCCGCCGUGGGCUCUUUCCCGGCGCCCGCGGCCAAUUACCCUCCCCCUCAGCUCUCUCCGCCCUCGCCCUCUCUGUCUCUCUCCCUCUCUGUCUCUGCCUGUCUCUGUCUUGGGCCGCCGUUCUCGCUCCCGCGCGGCGCUAUUAGUUAA